AUGAGAAUCAGCACCUCCAAAACUGGGGCCAUAGUCCUCAACCGGAAAAGUUGGACCCAUAGAGAUUCCCUUAGAGAUAGGUUGGACCCAUAUAUGGGCGAGAACUUUGUCAAACAGGCCUUUAUUGCUAUGGGAGAAUCACCGUUAGGAGUCAAGAUCAUCACUCACAGGAUAACAGGUUGUUCUGCAGGAUACUGUUUUGUGGAGCUGGCAGAUGAAGCAAGUGUCGACCGCUGUGUACAAAGACUCAACGGGAAGUUGGUUCCAGGAUUAAACCCGCCCCGGAAGUUUAAGCUAAAUUUUGCCACCUUUGAUGGGAAACGACCAGAGGGUACGGUGCUGGGAGGAAAACCACUCAGGCUCAGUUUCGCUGUAGCAAAAAGCCAGAAAACCCCCAGCUACCCAGGGGUCCAGGGCCAGAGUUACCAUAACAACUACAAUCAGACACCGUCCAAUUAUUACGGCAGUCAGGGGGGUUAUUACUCUCAGUGGGGCGGCUAUGACCAGUACAGUGGCUACAACAGCGGCGCCUAUGGGAGUGGAUACAACAGUGGCUACAACAGCUACAACAGUGGCUACGGCUAUAAUUAUGGGCCCUAUGGAUACCCCCCAUCAGGCCACAUGGUGCCACCGCCUCCCAUGGGGAUGCCACCGAUGACCGCCAACAUGACAGGAGCUGUAGCGACCCAAGAGCAGACUGAAGAUGACGAGGACGAUGACGAAGAAGAACCCAUCCCUGAAUGUGACGUGGAGCUGUGGAACAAAGAAUUUAUGCAGCGAAGUGAAGAGCUUUACGAUGCAAUGACUAACUCCCACUGGGAGCCGCUGGACUCUGUCGACUCCCCCAUCCCCACUUCCUCUUGAUGUUUUUCUCCACUUUCCCCCAACCACCAUGCUUUUUAAAAAUAAAUAAAUAAAUAAAUUUAAAACAAAGUUUUUAUACUUCCAAAAUAUACCACCAUAUUG
Messenger RNA from Nematolebias whitei (Rio pearlfish), 966 nucleotides. RefSeq names its product tRNA selenocysteine 1-associated protein 1-like. Gene Ontology annotation, molecular function: RNA binding. The record is from RefSeq and is a predicted model, not a curated record. The transcript is spliced from 8 exons. Bases 1 to 864 code for a protein of 287 amino acids. Lineage: Eukaryota; Metazoa; Chordata; Actinopteri; Cyprinodontiformes; Rivulidae.